AACCGAGGUUUGAAUCGAGCCGGUUAUACAGAGAGAGGAGCAGCGUUCGCCGAUAAGUUUCGCGAUCUGUGAUCUUAGGAGGAGAAACGGAAAAUGGCGUUCAGAGGGAAGGAGAUGAUGAAGAAGCUGGUGAAGAAGGUCGGAGCGGAGACUCUAACGCCGGAGCUGAAAGAGAAGCUCAAGGCUUGUGUUCCGGAUUCCAAAGUCGUGAUGGGCAGAGCCAAGCGCGGUCUCUACGCCGGCCGCCAUAUCCAGUACGGCAACCGCGUUAGUGAAGACGGUGGCAACAAGUCAAGAAGAUGUUGGAAACCGAACGUCCAAGAGAAGAGAUUGUUCAGCUACAUAUUCGACCGCCACAUUAAAGUCAAAGUCACAACGCACGCUCUCCGCUGCAUCGACAAGGCAGGAGGGAUAGACGAGUACCUGCUUAAAACACCAUACCAGAAGAUGGACACAGAGAUGGGUCUUUUCUGGAAAACCAAAGUGGAGCAAAGAUACGCAGAGCUAGGUCAAAUGGAAGUAGCCUUCUUCAAUCCAGAGGACGAAGCCAAGUUCGAACAAGGGUUCAAAGACUUGAAUAUAGCUAAGAAAGAGGCUCGUAGGGAAGCUCGUAAGGAAGCAAGAAGAAAGAUGUAUGGAGAUAAAGGCGGAGAAGAGAAGGGUGAGGAAGAAGCUUCUCUCGAAGCUGGAGGGUCAGAAUCACACCAAGAUGAUCAUGGGUGGUUAGAAGCUAAUGCUUAGAGUGCUGUCUGGCUUUUCUUUUUUUAAUGCUGAGUUUCUUCAACGUUUUGGAUUUUUGGAAGAUGAGAGAGGUAAGUGAUGUUGUUGUAGGUUAUAGGUUCGAUUCCUCCCCUACAAAUGAAUCCAUAAGUAAGGUUUUAGCUUUGAUCAAUGUGGAACAAAGGUCUUGUAAUGAGCGGUUUACACCCUACUUUGGAAUUUGGAUCUCUAGAUGCAAUAAGUUCUGUUGAA
Molecule: messenger RNA, 972 nt
Organism: Brassica rapa (field mustard)
Lineage: Eukaryota; Viridiplantae; Streptophyta; Magnoliopsida; Brassicales; Brassicaceae
Cellular component (GO): mitochondrial large ribosomal subunit
Molecular function (GO): structural constituent of ribosome
Source: RefSeq, a predicted model, not a curated record